AUGGACGAGCUCUUUGAUGUUUUCGACGAGCCGCCAAAACAGGCGGCCGAUGGCGUAGAUUCCCCCGCAGGCGCCGAGCCUGCACAAGCCCCUACAACCUCACCGUCCGCCAAGUCAAAGUCGUCGAGAAGGGAAAAGACGGAGAAAAAGAAGGAUAAGAGCAAGAAGCGAAAAGCAGAUGGCCAUAUGAAGAAUGGCACGUCUACGGAUGCAGACGUCGAAAUGGCCGACGGCGAAGAUCCAUCUCAUGAUGACGAAGACGACAACGACGAGGGGGAAGAGCCCGACCAGAGCGAAAAUAACCCCCAGGACCCCAAGCGACGCAAGAAGGAAAGCGAGGCGGACCCCGUAAUGGCAGACACAUUCACCACCGCCGAGUCGAGAGAGGUCGCCGCGGCUGAAGGUUUUGCGCCAGCGAAGGGAGAGGAGGCCGACAAAGCCCUGACCAUUGCACACAACAUCCAACAUCAAGUCGCGUUGCCGCCAGAUCUGGACUACGAAUAUGUUCCUCUGUCAAGCCACAAGCCGCCAGCAGAGCCCGCGCGAACUUACAGCUUCAAGCUCGACCCUUUCCAAAGCUUAUCUGUGGCUUCGAUCCAAAGAGAUGAGUCUGUUCUGGUAUCAGCUCAUACCAGUGCAGGAAAGACGGUGGUUGCCGAGUAUGCAAUUGCUCAAUGUUUAAAGAAUAAACAGAGAGUGAUCUACACGAGUCCCAUCAAAGCGUUGAGCAACCAGAAAUACCGAGAUUUCCAGGGCGACUUCGGAGACGUAGGACUGAUGACAGGAGAUGUUACCAUCAACCCGACUGCUAGUUGCUUGGUCAUGACAACCGAGAUUCUGCGGUCAAUGUUAUAUCGUGGCUCUGAGAUUAUGCGAGAGGUGGCAUGGGUUGUGUUUGACGAGAUCCACUAUCUUCGAGACAAGAGUCGCGGUGUCGUGUGGGAAGAAACCAUCAUUCUGCUGCCAGACAAGGUUCGAUAUGUGUUCUUGUCCGCUACGAUUCCCAAUGCCUUCCAAUUUGCAGAGUGGAUCGCCAAGAUACACCGUCAAGCAUGUCACGUUGUGUACACCGAUUUUCGACCAACACCUCUUCAGAAUUACUUCUUCCCAGCUGGAGGCGAGGGCAUCUUCCUUGUCGUUGACGAGAAGAGCAACUUCAAGGAGAACAACUUUAACAAGGCCAUGGCUCUCAUAGAGCAGAAGAAGGGAGCGGAUCCUGCCGAUCCCAAUGCCCAAAUGAAGGGGAGGGGUCGGAACAAGAAAACAAACAAGGGUGGCAAGUCGGACUCUCAGUCAGACAUCUCCAAGAUCAUCAAGAUGAUCAUGAAGAGGUCAUUCCACCCUGUUAUUGUCUUCAACUUCAGCAAGCGCGAGUGUGAGGCAAUGGCUCUCGCUAUCUCCCACAUGACAUUUAACAACCCAUCUGAAAAGCAACUGGUCAGAGAGGUGUUUCACAGCGCCAUCAACCAGUUGGCUGAGGAAGACCGGUCGCUCCCGCAAAUCACACAUAUUCUUCCCCUUUUGGAGAAGGGCAUUGGUGUCCAUCACUCUGGCCUGCUGCCUAUCCUGAAGGAGACUAUCGAGAUCCUGUUCCAGGAGGGGUUGAUCAAGGCGCUCUUCGCUACCGAAACUUUCUCUAUCGGCUUGAACAUGCCGGCCAGAACAGUAGUUUUUACAUCGGUUAUGAAGUUCGACGGAGUGAGACAACGCCCUCUAACCACCGGCGAGUAUAUCCAGAUGUCGGGCCGUGCUGGACGUCGUGGCCUCGACGACCGUGGUAUUGUUAUCAUGAUGAUUGAUGACAAGCUUGAGCCAGAGACGGCAAAGGGCAUCGUGGCCGGCGAACAAGACAAGCUUAACUCGGCCUUUUAUCUGGGCUACAACAUGGUUCUCAAUCUGCAACGGAUUGAAACCAUCUCGCCCGAGUUCAUGCUUGAGCGAUGUUUCUUCCAAUUUCAAAAUGCUGCCAGUGUCCCUGGGCUGGAGAAGGAGCUCAUCGCCUUGCAGCAGGAGCGGGAUAACAUGGUGAUUCCUGACGAGAACACCGUCAAGGAGUACUACAACCUGCGCAACCAGAUCGAGGACUACACCAAGGACAUGGUCGCGGUAAUACAGCACCCUAAUUACUGCACCGAAUUCCUUCAACCUGGCCGACUAGUACAGAUCAAGACGCCCAGUGGAGAGGAUUUCGACUGGGGCGUGAUCAUCAACUUCGUCUCCCGCCGAUCGCCCAAAGCCGGCGAGCCACCCCAUGCACCCCAGGAGUCCAUUUUCAUCGACGUUCUGUUGCGACUGGAUGGAGAGAGCAAUGAUGUUAAGCGUAUUCAGCCCUCAAGCGGCGUCAUGCCACCAGGUGUUCGUCCAUUCGCAGAGAGUAGAUCCAAGACCUGCAGGUACGAGGUUGUGCCUGUGCUUCUCAACUGUGUGAAGGCCUUCGGCCAGAUUCGACUGUUUGUGAAGGGCGACUUGAAGACAGAGCAGGAGAUGGGUCACUGCGGAAAGAACCUGGAGGAGGCCAAGCGAAGAUUCCCCGAUGGAAUCCCGAUUCUCGAUCCGAUUGAGAACAUGGGCAUCACUGACGACUCAUUCAAGAAACUCAUGCGCAAGAUCGAGGUUCUUGAAUCUCGGCUGCUCUCGAACCCCCUUCACGGAUCUCCUCUUCUCCCCGAGCUAUGGGAGCAGUAUUUCAAGAAGGUGACUCUUACCGACAAGAUCAAGGAGAAAAAGAAGUCCAUCGCCAAGGCACACAGCAUCGCUCAACUCGAUGAACUCAAGUCACGCAAGCGUGUUCUCCGCCGCCUGGGAUUCAUCAAUGAUGCCGAGGUGGUGCAGAUGAAGGCUCGCGUAGCGUGUGAGAUUUCGUCCACUGAGGGACACGAGCUGCUCCUCUCGGAGCUGCUGUUCAACCGUUUCUUCAACGAGCUGACACCUGAAGUGUGCGCGUCGGUGCUCAGCGUCUUCAUUUUCGACGAGAAGGUGGAGACGCAAGAACUCAAGGAGGAGCUCAUGAAGCCGUAUCGCGAGAUCCAGCGGCAGGCCAGGAUCAUUGCCAAGGUCAGCCAGGAGAGCAAGCUGGAUGUCAACGAGGAUGAGUACGUCCAGAGCCUAAAGUGGCAGCUCAUGGAGACUGUCUACGCUUGGGCUCAGGGACGGCCGUUUGCAGAAAUUUGCAAAAUGACAAACGCCUACGAGGGCUCACUCAUCCGUCUGUUCCGACGUCUGGAGGAGUUGCUGCGGCAGAUGGCCCAGGCGGGUAAGGUCAUGGGCAGCGAGGAGCUGAGCAAGAAGUUUGAGGAUUCCCUCAACAAGAUCAAGAGGGACAUUGUUGCAGCGCAGAGCUUGUACCUGUAA
Molecule: messenger RNA, 3351 nt
Organism: Diaporthe amygdali
Lineage: Eukaryota; Fungi; Ascomycota; Sordariomycetes; Diaporthales; Diaporthaceae
Product: tp-dependent rna helicase dob1
Exons: 2
Coding region: 1-3351 (1116 amino acids)
Biological process (GO): RNA catabolic process; maturation of 5.8S rRNA
Cellular component (GO): nucleus
Molecular function (GO): ATP binding; RNA binding; RNA helicase activity
Source: RefSeq, a predicted model, not a curated record